Messenger RNA from Anastrepha obliqua, 2794 nucleotides. RefSeq names its product protein Wnt-4 (gene Wnt4). Gene Ontology annotation, cellular component: extracellular region. The record is from RefSeq and is a predicted model, not a curated record. The coding region runs from base 605 to 2197 and encodes 530 amino acids. The transcript has 5 exons. Gene Ontology annotation, molecular function: cytokine activity; frizzled binding. Lineage: Eukaryota; Metazoa; Arthropoda; Insecta; Diptera; Tephritidae. Gene Ontology annotation, biological process: neuron differentiation; cell fate commitment; multicellular organism development.
GUUCGGUGACGAAUGUGUGUGCGGAUAAAGAACAUGUAUUUUGACGCUUGAUUAGAAUAAUUUCUAUUUAAUCAGAUUGCACCGGAAAUCGGGCGACACGUGAAAUUAACGCUCGUGUAUAGUAAUAUUCAAAUAGUCAUAGGAAUUACGAAAAUAGAGAAUGAGCAUUUUAGCAAUAUUUCCUGAUAUCAAUUCAUUGACUUUAAUUUAUUGGUAAGCUAAUAUAGUAUAUGUAAGUACAUAUGUACACACAUAUGCACAUUUCAAAAGUGGAAAUAUGCUUUUACCUAUGUGCAGGGUGUGGAUAUCUACAAAUGCGGUCACGCAUUGUAUACUUUUUUGAACGAAUAAAUAUUUACACAAUACGUACGUACCUACGUAAAUACUACAUACAUUUCAGUAUGCAAUCUCAACAGCAAGGAUGCGAUACAAAUCUAUUAAAAACCAUCGUCCGUACUUAAUUAAAACUGCAUACAUACUCACAUGAAGGACUUACCAAAAAAAUAUUCCUACCCAUCUUAAUUUUGGAUGUGUUCUUAUACAUGGGAAACUUUACAUAAAAUAUAAUCAUCUAAACCAGAUUGUCAAUUUAAAUCCGGUAAAAAUGCACCUGCUGUGGCUCAUCAGUAUUAUAGGAUUAUCUCUGUUACAUCUACAGCUCAGCCAUUGCAAUGAUCUUGAUUUAUUGGGUAUCAGCGUAAGUGGAAGUAAAAACGGAAACAUGGUUGGAAAUAGUGGUAUAUUUAAUAGCAAUCUGGCUACAAAUGGGCAUGAUCUUACUGGAAUGAAUAUUAACAAUAGCAUGCUGAGCACAAUUUUGAGUGGCGGCGGAACCACGAGCAAAGCCAUAACCACUCGUACUAGUUUUGGUGAAACCAUUAUAGGAAGCGCUGCAAAUUUUGAAGCGGAUCGAGGAGGUGUCAAAAUAGGUGAUAGUGGCUUGCCAUCAGCAACAGUUCCUGAACUAAUCAAUGGCCAAGAUGGAAUUUCCACUGGUCCAUAUAGAGGGCUUAAGCAUACAAAAGCGCAUGGCCAACAAUAUGGUCAUGCAUUAGCUGGAUUGGCCAAUUUGGGAAUUAUUAUACCUAGUAAAAAAGAAGCAAACGGUGGAGAUUAUGCACGCACAGUAGAAAGCUUAGGACGUAAAAUCUAUACAAAAGGGGACAAUGAUAACACCCCAAUGGGCACUACGAAUAUUAGCGGUAGUAACGGGGGACAGAGUACAUACCUGGAACAUUUUAUAUCUGAACACACUGUAAUGGCAGUAUUUACGUCGCAAGGUCAAGUGGGCGGUCCAUGUCUUUACAUGCCUGCUACACGGCGUCAAAACCACCAAUGUCGAAAAGAAUUUGGCCUUCCAAAUGCGUUAUUUGAAGCUCGCCGACUAGCCACCUCCCACUGUGAGAGUCAAUUUCGAUACGACCGAUGGAAUUGUUCCAUUGAAACCCGAGGCAAACGUAACAUUUUUAAAAAGCUUUACAAAGAAACAGCAUUCGUGCAUGCUCUAACUGCCGCAGCUCUAACACACACUAUCGCACGAGCUUGUGCUGAAGGACGCAUGACCAAAUGUAUUUGUGGCCCACGAAAGCAGAAUAGGAUAGAUCAAGACUUUCAAUGGGGAGGAUGUAAUGAUAAUUUGAAACACGGUAAAAGGGUGACGCGAAGCUUUCUCAAUUUGCGUGACAGUGAUGAAGAUGAAGUGUCUGAAAUUUUGCGGCACGACUCCGAGGUCGGUAUAGAAGCAGUAUCUAUGCUAAUGAAAGAUAAAUGCAAAUGCCAUGGAGUUUCUGGUUCUUGCUCAAUGAAAACCUGUUGGAAAAAAUUAUCUGAAUUCAAUGCAACAUCAACACUACUACGACAAAAGUACAAUGAAGCCAUCAGAAAGGCUCCUAACUCGCGCACAAUACGACGGGACGUGCCCAUGAAUCGGUUAAAACGGUUGAGGCAGAAAAAAAAAAAACAAUCACAAUACACCACGUUAUAUUAUUUGGAAACCUCGCCAACUUAUUGCUCGGUCACAAGAGACCGUCAGUGUUUACAUCCGGACAACUGUGCAAAUCUGUGCUGUGGACGGGGAUACACGACGCAUGUUUUUAAGCAGGUUGAAAAGUGUCGCUGCCGCUUUAAUAACGGACGAUGUUGCCAACUUAUUUGCGAUUAUUGCCAACGUUUUGAGGACAAAUACUUUUGUAAAUAAAUUGUUUUUUUAGUUUUUCGUUUUUAGUUCAUGAAUAUAUACAACAUAUUAGAUGUGCUCAUAAACCUGACAGUUUUUAUUUAUUUUCACAAAUAUGGCGAUAUUACGUUUGUAUACUCAAAAAUUCGCAAGGAGAAGGAAAUUUAUGUAACGCUUGGCUUGAAGACUUUUAUUUUGUACAAAUUUUUAGUUGCUUACAUGCAUCUGUAAACAAAACACAAGAAUUAUUUCAUUUCAAGAAACAAGACAAUCGAAUUAUACUUGCAAGUUUAUUUUUAAAUAUACGUUCACGAAAAACGAAAUGAAAAUGAAAUAAUAAUAUUAUAUGUAUGUAGAUAUUUUUUAUAUUUGAAAAGUACUGUUAAAAAAAAAAAUCAGAAAUGCGUAAAUCGGAUUAUAUAAAAAUAAUAAUAUCUCAUUCUAAGCAGAAUUAACAUUUAAUUGUAAGUAUAUGUAUAAAAAAACAAACAUUAUGCUAAAAAAAAUUCCGCAUAAAAAAUAAUCUAAAUAAUCAUAAACACUAACAGGUAAAACAGUCAAUGGAAGUCGAUAAGUACAUUAGUAUGAGCAUAUAUUUCGCGAUAGCAUUGCCAUAAA